Molecule: messenger RNA, 606 nt
Organism: Corticium candelabrum
Lineage: Eukaryota; Metazoa; Porifera; Homoscleromorpha; Homosclerophorida; Plakinidae
Exons: 2
Coding region: 23-532 (169 amino acids)
Source: RefSeq, a predicted model, not a curated record
GACGUAAUUGAACAAAGCGAGUAUGUCUCUUUCGCUUUUCCUCAUCGUUCUAUCUGCAAUGACGCCCUCUUCAAGCGAGAUCGUAGAACGUGAUAUUAAGCCUUGUGAAGAAUCAGAUGUUUACAAAAUUGACGUCUCAGUCGGCGACGACGUUGUCCUAAAAUGUAUUUGGAGCAAUCCCAACUAUGACACAUUAAAAUGGACACUCGGAACUAAAGUCAUUGAAGUCUGCGAUAAACUACAACAAAGACCUGUUUGCACUAAAGAAUCUCCGUACCACACAGAUAGAAGUCUUCACUUUCAAAAUAUAGACUCGACAUUCAGCGGUGUUUACGCCUGCAAAUUUUAUUAUUUCAGCAAACUUAAAUGCUCUAAGAAUGUGUCAGUUACGGUUGCAGUAUUGCCAGCCUCGCCUAUUCCAUCGACAAAUUACCCCAAAACAACAACAAUAAUAACAACAACAACAGCGAAAAAUACAUCAGCAGAGUUACAAUCAACUAAGUCAACAACAACCAUAGCGGAAAAAGGUUAAACCUAAUUAUUACAUCUUGUUCUACCUUUGUUUUGGCGUAGUGAUUGUUGAUGUUGAUUGCGUGUAAUGUUGAU